Oncorhynchus nerka (sockeye salmon) is the source of this 2523-nucleotide messenger RNA. Its product is annotated as unique cartilage matrix-associated protein-like. The transcript is spliced from 5 exons. Gene Ontology annotation, cellular component: extracellular matrix. Gene Ontology annotation, biological process: embryonic skeletal system development; regulation of osteoblast differentiation. The record is from RefSeq and is a predicted model, not a curated record. Bases 20 to 433 code for a protein of 137 amino acids. Lineage: Eukaryota; Metazoa; Chordata; Actinopteri; Salmoniformes; Salmonidae.
CUCAGACACAGCUCUCAAGAUGUCCUGGUCGCAUGCAACCUUCCUUGUCGCUGUGCUCCUGUCACUGUCCUUAUCUCAGGAGGUAGACAGUGCAGCUGUCCCCGAUGAUAAGGGCACUACCAAGGCAACCGACCCGAGAGGUCCACUGAGGGAGAUCUUCAUGCCCGAGGCCGAAGCAGCAAACUUCUUCAGACGCCGCAGCAGAAGAGCUGCCAAGUCUCAGGACGAAAUUGACGCUGAACAGAGGCAGGUGCUGGCUGCAGAUAAGCGGAAGAGAGAGAACCAUGAGGAACAGAGGAAUGAGUUUGAGAACUACGCUGAGGAGGAGCAUGACGAGCAAGACGAGAGGACACGGGAGAGCACCGAGCAGUGGCGAGAGUUCCACUAUGACGGCCUGCAUCCCCCCCAGGAGUACAACCGCCAGUCUACCUGAGACAUCGCCGCCCUACUGGAGAACAGUGGUAUUACAGCAGGCAGGACACAGAGGGCUACGCCCCCCUACUAUAAUAGUAAAUGCAACUUUUAUAAUGUCAUGUACGCUUCUAUAAAUACUUUGGAAAGACUUUAGGUAGGUGUUCUCUUUUAGAUAUACCUUAUAAAUAAUAUUUUGAAAGAAACAAAUGACUGUCAUUCUUCUGUACUUAGUUUGAACGCUUGCAUGUGUGUUGCAUUUUCGCAUGUUGUGUGACUAUACAAUGAUGUAGAUUUGAACAUGUUUAUACUUAUAUACAGCUUUAGUCGGAAGUUUACAUUACACUUAGGUUGGAGUCAUUAAAACUCGUUUUUCAACCACUCCACAAAUUUCUUGUUAACAAACUAUAGUUUUGGCAAGUCGGUUAGAAUAUCUACUUUGUGCGUGACACAAGUCAUUUUUCCAACAAUUGUUUAUAGACAGAUUAUUUAACUUCUAAUUUCCCGUAUCACAAUUCCAGUGGGUCAGAAGUUUACAUACACUAAGUUGACUGUGCCGUUAAACAGCUUGGAAAAUUCCAGAAAAUGAUGUCAUGGCUUUAGAAGCUUCUGAUUGACUCAAAUGAUUUCAAGGCCUAUUUCAAGGCCUUCCUUCAAAUGCAGUGCCUCUUUGCUUGACAUCAUGGGAAAAUCAAAAGAAAUCAGCCAAGACCUCAGAAAAACAAUUGUAGACCUCCACAAGUCCGGUUCAUCAUUGGGAGCAAUUUCCAAAUACCUGAAGGUACCACAUUCAUCUGUACAAACAAUAGUACGCAAGUAUAAACACCAUGGCACCACGCAGCCGUCACACCUCUCAGGAAGGAAAAGCCUUCUGUCUCCUAGAGAUGAACGUGCUUUGGUGCGAAAAGUGCAAAUCAAUCCCAGAACAACAGCAAAGGAUUUUGUGAAGAUGCUGGAGGAAACAGGUACAAAAGUAUCUAUAUCCACAGUAAAAUGAGUCCUAUAUUGACAUAACCUAAAAGGCCGCUCAGCAAGGAAGAAGCCACUCCCCCAAAACCGCCAUAAAAGAGGCAGACUUCGGUUUGCAACUACACAUAGGGACAAAGAUCGUACUUUUUGGAGAAAUGUCCUCUGGUCUGAUGAAAGAAAAAUAUAACUGUUUGGCCAUAAUGACCAUCGUUAUGUUUGGAGGAAAAAGGGGGAGGCUUGCAAGCCGUAGAACACCAUCCCCACCGUGAAGCACGGGGGUGGCAGCAUCAUGUUGUGGGGGUGCUUUGCUGCAGGAGGGACUGGUGCACUUCACAAAAUAGAUGGCAUCAUGAAGGAGGGAAAUGAUGUGGAUAUAUUGAAGCAACAUCUCAAGGCAUCAGUCAGGAAGUUAAAGCUUGGUCGCAAAUGGGUUUUCCAAAUGGACAAUAACCCCAAGCAUACUUCCAAAGUUGUGGCAAAAUGGCUUAAGGAAAACAAAGUCAAGGUAUUGGAGUGGCCAUCACAAAGCCCUGACCUCAAACCUAUAGAAAAUGUGUGGGCAGAACUGAAAAAGCGUGUGCAAAAACGAGGCCUACAAACCUGACUCAGUUUCACCAGCUCUGUCAGGAGGAAUGGGCCAAAAUUCCCCCAAUUUAUUGUGAGAAGCUUGUGGAAGGCUACCCGAAAUGUUUGACCCAAGUUAAACAAUUUUAAGGCAAUGCUGCCAAAUACUAAUUGAGUGUAUGUAAACUUCUGACCCACUGGGAAUGUGAUGAAAGAAAUAAAAACUUGAAUAAAUCAGUCUCUCAACUAUUAUUCUGACAUGUCACAUUCUUAAAAUAAAGUGGUGAUCCUAACUGACCUAAGACAGGGAAUUUUUGCUAGGAUUAAAUGUCAGGAAUUGUGAAAAACUGAGUUUAAAUGUAUCUGGCUAAGGUGCAUGUAAACUUCCGACAUAUAUAUAUAUAUAUAUAUAUAAAAUUACACACAUAUAUAUAUACACACACACACACACACACACACACACACACACACACACAUACAUACCAGUGAAAAGCUGACACACCUACUCAUUCCAGGGUUUUCCUUUAUUUUUACUAUUUUCUACGUUGUAGAAUAAUAGUAAAGACAUCAAAACUCUGA